Spea bombifrons (plains spadefoot toad) is the source of this 700-nucleotide messenger RNA. RefSeq names its product T cell immunoreceptor with Ig and ITIM domains (gene TIGIT). Gene Ontology annotation, cellular component: cell surface. NCBI's taxonomy places the organism in Eukaryota, Metazoa, Chordata, Amphibia, Anura, Pelobatidae. The transcript has 4 exons. The record is from RefSeq and is a predicted model, not a curated record. Gene Ontology annotation, molecular function: signaling receptor binding. Bases 15 to 632 code for a protein of 205 amino acids. Gene Ontology annotation, biological process: negative regulation of T cell activation; positive regulation of interleukin-10 production; negative regulation of interleukin-12 production.
AUGGGGGGGUGAGGAUGAGCCGGUACCGGCCCCCGUUAUCUGCCCCGUUGCUCUGCUGUUAUCUGCUGCGGCUCACAGGGGUAUUUUCCGGCCUCAGCCUCCACCCUCAAAAUAUUACAGCCACCGAGGGCAGGGACGUUACCCUGAGAUGCGAGGUCUCGUUGGAUGGCGGCGUAGUGACCCAAGUGAACUGGCAGCUGUGUAAUAACGUCGAUAUCGCCUCCCAGGUGCCCGAUAAAGGACACGUGGCCAGCGAAUAUGAAGGACGGGUGACCUUGGAGGACCGAUUCGGAAUAAAGUUACUCCGAGCGAGGAGAAAUGAUAGCGGGGCGUACUGCUGCACCGUCAACAUCUUCCCCCACGGCCGGCUGGACGGGAAGAUAUUCCUCCAGGUCACAGCACAGACCCGGUGGGACUCCUAUAUCUGGGCUGUUCUCGCAGCUCUGACCCUUUUGGCUUCUGGAACGGCUGCAGCUUUGUAUCACAUGAAAAAGUCAAGAUGGAGCCAAAAUGCCACAACGCCUGCAGCAGCACCCAAUCCCAUCCCGUCCGCAGCUGGGGAGGAAGAGGAGGAAGAUGCCGGGGUGGUGGAGUAUUUCAAUAUCUUGAUGUACCGACCCCCUCCCAUAUGAAGCUGGAGGUAGACGGCCCUGGAACAGCGCACCCCCUCUCAUUUCAAAUGACUAAAGACAGACACUUU